Cuculus canorus (common cuckoo) is the source of this 4306-nucleotide messenger RNA. RefSeq names its product leucine rich repeat containing 43 (gene LRRC43). Lineage: Eukaryota; Metazoa; Chordata; Aves; Cuculiformes; Cuculidae. The record is from RefSeq and is a predicted model, not a curated record. Gene Ontology annotation, molecular function: protein binding.
AGGAAUGUAUCUAUCCUUUUGCUGAACAUCUGUAACACCCUGUCCCCGAGGUGUGACCCUCACGUAACCCGGCAGAGGAUGUCCCGAAUCCUACCUCCCCAUCUCUGUCUCCCUUCAUUCUAACCACCCUGGGGCUGUUUUCCAGUAACUAAAUGCAGGAAAUUCUCAUACAUGUUGAAACAGAACAGUUGUUCCUAGGUUUUACAAGUGCAAGUAUGACCAGAAAACGACCUGCAGAACUACUGAUAGUUUGGGACAGAAAGGAGGGCAGAAGAAACACAUGUGAGUAUUCCUUUGUGAAAAUGCAAAGUGACACACAGGCACUUGCGCUUCCCGUCUUUGUGAGAAAAGAUACGCCUGAAAGGCAGCGACAGAUCGAAAGAUGAGCAUUUGUCAAGUCACCGGAAAACUUUCAAGGAAUAACAGCUUGGUGUCAAAAUAAUCACUUCUCUUUUCCAUGUGAAAUAAUCUGUCUCUGAAAACUAAACCCUUGGUGUGUGCAUGAACUCCUUUGAAGUGUCUGGGACUGGUAUAAGCGAGGACUGUUCUCCAGGCAGAACUAAUUCCCAGGGCUUCAAACAGAAACAAAGCUCGCACCCACCAGCCUGUAACGUCAGGCGUCAGUUGUUUGCUUGAAGCCAUAAUAAUGGAGAUUCACAAACUGAGCGUUCUCCUGCUGCCAUGCUGCAAAGGAGCCCUGGACAGCCAAGCGGAGGGGUGGCAUCCCCAGAGGGAUGCAUUUCUUCUUGCAUGACCUGUGUUUUUAGGUUUCUUGCGCUCCCUAGAGCUUUCCUCUGGGCCCUUUUUUGGUCCUGGAAGCUGCUCUAAAGUCUCCACAGAGUCUUCUGUUCUCUAGGCUGAACAACCUCAACUCUCUCAGCCUCUCUCAGCGAAGCAGCGCUCUUACAGCUUGGCUUUUCCACGAAACAUGGUUCAGCCACUGGUAACAUUUUCAAAGAUUUUUCAGAAGAUUUUACUUGAUUUUCUACUGAGCUAAGGAUAACAGUUUGCCUGGUUAUUCCACUCCCUGGCAUGCCACUACCUCUCGACUUGUACAUGCUCUGCACGUCCUUUCCGAUCUACACAGCUGUGAUAAGCUGCUGAGCUGAUAAGGGAGCAGAUCGGCAUCUGUCCUGUAAAACCCAACCAAGUGGAAGUUCAGCUUUCCACCACGUAACCACCAGAUGCUGCAGAGCAUCUAUAGUUCAUUUGGUGAAGUUUUGCUGACACACGCUGCUCUGUAGGCUCCCUAAAAUGGAAUUUUUAGCCCUUUCCUCAACACCUAUUGCUGGAAAAAACAGCUAAACCUCAAGAGUACGGAGACCUGAAUCUGACCUGAGACAGCUAUGGCUUUUGUUCCUGGGGCUCACCUACUUUUUCCAAGUGUAGGAGCUGGUAUAUUUAGCUGUGAACUUUGUUUUCCGAUGGCCUUGUGGGGGGUGUGGCAGCAGAGCCCUUCUCAUGAGUGAACAGCAGUGCUUUUACAGCUAACUAAGAACCUGAUUGCUUCCUCCCCUGAAACCCAAGUGGCACUCAGGAUGUAGAUAAAUGAAAUGGCAAAUGCCAUGCCACAGAUCCUUGGCCAGGGGACAGAGCUGAUGCUGCACCCUUCAAACACUGCCUGAGGCCACCCGCUCUUUCCCUGGUGGGGAGCAGCCCCCAGAGCCCAGGAGGAGAUCCAAGCACCAGGUCUUUAUUCCUGGGCUCAAUUCCCAGUCCCUAGGUCAUUCACGUCAGUCCCCAGGGCAUCUGCGUUGGUCCCCAGGGGAUCUGUGUCCCCACCAUCUCCUAGCAACCGGGACGCAUGCUGCAAAGCCAAGGAAUUCCUUGCUGGGCAGGGACUGGAUGGCAGCACCUGGCCGCUGCAGCGUCUCAGCUGCUUUUUGGGAGCACCUGCGGUGCCUGUGUCUGCAGGACUUCCCCUGCGGCCUUGGCAGCUGGGUGGGGUCAGGCCACAGCCAUGGGACUUUGUGGGGGUCUGUAGGGCUGUCACUGCCUCUCCUCUCUUCUCUGCAGAACAAGUCCAGCUUCAAUGCACGCAGAAGCCCCCGCGGAGGCUGGACGGGGCUGGGGGAAGACCCAGCUGGGCAGGAGGAGACCUCGUCGCCGGGUGAGGAGAGCCCUGAGGUGCUGGUGGAGCUGCUGAGGGACCGGCACAGCCCUUGGGCCCUGCCACCACACGGCAGCCCCCACGACCAACUCCUGCGGGAAAUGGCUGUGGUGACACCCAAGCUUGUCCGUGGCUCCAACGUCUUCCAGUUCUUCAAGUCCCUGCGGAUUGUUGGCAAGGGAGUGGAGGAGGUCGACGAGGGUCUGUUGCGGCUAGAGCAGCUGGAGGAGCUCAUCCUCAGUGCCAACCAGAUCAGCAGGAUAACCUCGGCCAACCUGCCCCGAACACUGAAGGUCCUGGAGCUCUGCUGCAAUGCUGUGGCUGAUCUGCAGGACCUGUGCACUCAGCCUCCUCCAGAGCUGCAGCACUUGGGGCUGGGAUACAACAGGCUGUGCGGCCCUUCGCAGGACAAGUACCUCACUUCAGACUUCUGGCCAAAUCUCGUCUCCCUUGACCUGAGCUUUAACAACUUCACAGAUCUGUUGGGGCUGGUCUCCCAGCUGUCCAGUCUGCAGAAGCUCCGCAUCGUGGUGCUCCAAGGAAACCCGCUGGCUCUCAUUCCUGCUUACAGAGGCUUCCUUGUGGACAGCCUGCCCAAGCUCUCUGUCCUCGAUGACAUCCACAUUGGGCCUGAUGAGAGGCACCAGUUCCACGGUUUGGCAAAGCAGCCAGAGUUGGCCAGGAGUGAAGCACGAGUGGCUGUGAGCAUUGGAGAAAUCAAAGGUGUCCCUGAUCCCCGUGCUCUUCAGAAGCUGAAGGCUGCCUCUGAGGCUCCAGUGAUCACCUACAGCUACUGUGUGGUGUACGAGUUUGAGGAGGGAGAGGAGAUCGAGCACAGUAGCAGCACGGAGGUAACAAAAAUCCAUCAGAGUCCCAUGGCGGCCACCCUGGAUGUGGACAGCUCUGCUCAGGAUACAGGCGAAACAAAGAGCCAGCGGGACCCUGCAGCCACCGAGGAGCCCAAGGCCCACUCUGGAAAGGUGUUUGUCACCCCUGGAAAGCCCUGGGCAGACACCAUCGACUGCAGCUAUAGGAAGGAGCACGUUGCCAAGGAUUUAGUGAGGCUGAAGUCCUAUCUGGAGGCUGGAAUGUUAGUCUCCGUUGUGGAGGAGAAGGUGCUCUCGUGGCCUGUCUGUGCUGAUCCAGAAGAAAACGCAGUGACAAAAAGGAAGGGAGAACGGGAGGUGCAGAAGGAUGGUGCCAAGGGUCCUGUGCCCAAGGACAAGCCAAAAAAGAAGAAGAAGAAGGAGCCACCACGUCAACUCCGCAGUGACCCUCCUAUUCGGCGGACGCUGGGCACCAGGAGGGUGACCCUGGAGACCCUGCUGGCCACCGAGGACCUGAUGGCAACUGUGUGUGACUUUGGGAUCCUGAUCACAGAGCAAAUGCUGCAGCCACCAAGUCUGGAGGAGAAGGACAGGGAAAAAGGCAAAGACAAGAGCAAAAGACCAAAAGCAGAGAAAGAAAGUCAGCCCAGCCGGAAAACCACGGCAUCUGCCAAAGGAAAAAGUAAAACCAAAGACUCUGCUGAACUGGAGGAGGGUCGCGGGCUCCAGCCGGUGCCGCUGACAGUUCAGAUCCAGAUGCAGCUGCUCCGGUGGCCCUCAGCAGCCGGUACCCAGAGCCAGGAGAGCAUGGCCAUGGCGGUAGGGAAAACUCAGUGAUGUGUCCAUCACAAAACAGUGAGUGGGAAAUAAAACCCACGGGAAUGCUGUGUGGAUCUUUGCUCACCUGAAUGGCCAGGGCUGGGAGUUGCCAUGGCUCUCUUGGUUGUCUGAGGCUGCUGCUGAGCUUGUAAAGGGGCUGCGGUGCGGGGUGCAGGGUGGGGUGUGCCAUUUGCAGUACUGGGGGGUGUGUGGUGCAGGGUUGAGUGUGCAACGUGCAGUGUGUGGUGCUCGUGUGCCGGUGCAGUGCCGAGGCUGCAGUUCCCGAGGCGCAGAGCUCAAGGGUGCAGUUUCUGGGGUGCAGUUCCUGGUGAGUAGCGGUUGUUGUGUGGUGCCCAUGGUGCACUUCCCAGGGUGCAGAGUCUGGGGUGCAGUUCCUGGGGUGUAGAGCUCAGAGCCUGGGGUGCAGUUACCAGGGUGCAGAGCCCAGGGUGCCAUUCCUGGGGUGUAGAGCUCAAGGGUGUAUUUCUCAGGAUGCAGUUCCUGGGAUGUGCAGGUCCCGGUGAGCAGUGGUCAGUGUGCAGUGUCCGUG